AUGAGCACGACCCGAGACAAAUCGGGUCAGGUUCCGUUAAAGACCGCAAAAAUUACCCCAAAGGAGAAAUCCGGCGACGCCCUAACGACGUCGUUGAGGGCUUCACUCGCCAUCAUCCUCACCUUCUCGAUUUCCCUCGCCGUUUACUCAACCCUACACACCACCAUCCGACCCGCCUUCUUCGGCUGGUCCCAACUCCCCGACCCGGCCGUCUACAUGGCCCGACUCAACUCCGACCAAUCCCCCACCAACAUCUCCCACUUGGCCUUCGGCAUCGGUGGGUCGACUCGCACCUGGGAAACCCGGCGCCUGUACUCGGAUCUCUGGUGGAGGCCAAACGUCACCCGCGGAUUCGUCUUCCUCGAGCGGAAUCCCGACCCGGAAAUCCGGUCCGCGAUCCCCCACCGCGUCUCGUCCGACUGGGGGAGGUACAGGCGCUCGGCCGGGUCGGAAUCGGCGGUUAGGAUCUCCCGGGUUGUGGUGGAUCUGUUCCGGGUCGGGCUGCCGAACGUGAGGUGGUUCGUGAUGGGGGACGACGACACGGUGUUCUUCCCGGACAACCUGGUGGCGGUGCUUGGGAAGUACGACCACCGGAGGAUGGUAUAUGUAGGCGGGAACUCGGAGAGCGUGGAGCAGGACCUGAUGCAUGCGUACGACAUGGCGUUCGGCGGCGGCGGGUUCGCGAUCAGCUACCCGUUGGCGGCGCAGCUGGUCGGAAAGAUGGACGGCUGCCUGAAUCGGUACCAUUAUUUCUACGGAUCAGAUCAAAGGGUGUGGGCUUGUGUAGGGGAACUCGGUGUGGGGCUGAGUAGAGAAUCCGGGUUCCACCAG
Striga asiatica is the source of this 831-nucleotide messenger RNA. The record is from the annotation of a GenBank genome assembly. Lineage: Eukaryota; Viridiplantae; Streptophyta; Magnoliopsida; Lamiales; Orobanchaceae.